AUGACAAGAGAUGUACAGAGGUACAAAUGGAUUGUUGACAAGCUGAAGGAGGAGGAUGUGGUGGUCGCCUGGAAGCAGGUCAAGGAUAAGAUCGGGCGCCUGAAGAAGACGGGCUCCAAAAAGGUUAAACUUCAUGUGCAGCCCAGAGUGCGCAGAAGUAGGCUAGAGCGAACCGGGGCAGCUGCUGAUGAUGAUGAUGAUGAAGAUGAGCUGGACUGGGAAGAGAUUCUCAAAGAAGCGAAGUGGCCACUACUCAAAUAUUUCUAUGAUCUGUGGAAGUCUCAUCCCACUCUGGGACUGGCUAUUUCCACUGAUAGUGCCCAAGACACCAGUGAGGAUGAUGAUGAUGACAACAAUGCUGAUGAUGCUGAACAGGCAGCUUCAGCAGAGGCAGCCAACCUCAGUGCUACGAGCAACAGAGCUAGUACAAGCAGUGAUAGCAGUACUGCACACACUACUGGAAACAGUGGAACUUUUGGUGAUGGUGACAUAGAUGAUUAUUUAUACCAUGACGUGGCUGAUGACAGCGAGGCCGAUAGUUCUGAUGGACUUCCACCAGCACGUGCUGCAGCACUUUCAGCACAGCCUGUCCUCCCAUCUGCAGCAUUGCCUGCAGCAGCACUUUCAGCGCAGCCAGUCGUACCAUCAGCAGCAUUGCCUGCAGCAGCAUCUACCCCACUGCCUCUACCGACGCAGGCAACAGCAAGGCCACGAGCACAGGCGCAAGCUCAAACUCAACAGGAGCCGCACAAUGGCCGUGCUGGGCCUGCCUUGCCUCCCACACCACCGAGUCGUGCACAGCUACAACAACAGCAGCAACAAUUUGAAGAGCGGAUGAGAGAUCGUGAGGAGAGAACGUCAUCAGCCACACAACGGCAAAAUCAGGAAUUCCAGAUGACUGUCCAGCAGUCCAUGAUGACAUUCCAGGCCACACUUGUGAGCAACCUCUUCAAUGGUCCCGGACCAAGGUCUUCCCGGAACGAGGGGCAGGACUGA
This is a messenger RNA of Sycon ciliatum, 996 nucleotides long. Its product is annotated as activating signal cointegrator 1 complex subunit 2 homolog. The record is from RefSeq and is a predicted model, not a curated record. The transcript is spliced from 2 exons. Bases 1 to 996 code for a protein of 331 amino acids. NCBI's taxonomy places the organism in Eukaryota, Metazoa, Porifera, Calcarea, Leucosolenida, Sycettidae.